AUGGGACAAAAGGGAAGCGAAUCAAACGAAGCUUUCGUGAAGACUAUGCUACGAGCCAUCAAGGCUUAUGAGCGCCGUGGAGGCCCAUUUCUGUGGACUCCAGCGAAGGAAAAGGAGCUCAAGAAAGCUGUGGAAGCUGCCAAGAGCAAAUUCACCGCAGCAUUGGCCACAGGAACCGCAGUUAUGACCAAAGAACAAGAAGAUGACGUCCAACGCGUCAAGGAAAAGAUGGUCAAGGAUCACAGCAUCGCCAUGUCAAUCCUUAAGCGGACUGACAAAGAGCGUUUUGGUGACCUAAUGACUAUCUCAAGAAGCCCAACGGAACUCCACAGGAAGGAUUUCCUAAAGACGUCCCUGGAGUUUUGA
This is a messenger RNA of Cylindrotheca closterium, 366 nucleotides long. NCBI's taxonomy places the organism in Eukaryota, Bacillariophyta, Bacillariophyceae, Bacillariales, Bacillariaceae. The record is from the annotation of a GenBank genome assembly.